GUGAGUGGGUGUAUGGGUAAUGUAGUAGAGCGGCAGACACGUGGGUCGUAGCGUUGCUGUUCAUUCGAAGUUUGCGGAAACAUGGCGGGCCUGGAACUGUUGUCUGACCAGGGAUACCGUUUAGAUGGAAGAAAAGCCACCGAGCUGCGGAAGGUUCAGGCCCGAAUGGGUGUGUUCGCUCAGGCGGACGGCUCUGCGUAUUUAGAGCAGGGAAACACGAAAGCUCUGGCUGUGGUUUAUGGUCCGCACGAAAUACGAGGUGCACGCAGCCGAAUUCGUCAUGAUCGAGCUGUUAUCAACUGUCAGUACAGCAUGGCCACAUUCAGCACAGCAGAGAGGAAGAGGAGGCCACACGGAGACCGCAAGUCAACUGAGAUGAGCCUCCACCUCAAGCAGACGUUUGAAGCUGCUGUGAUGACCCAGCUAUACCCACGCUCUCAAAUAGACAUCUAUGUCAAGAUUCUGCAGUCAGACGGAGGUAACUACAGUGUGUGUGUAAAUGCUGCCACUCUGGCGGUGAUUGAUGCUGGCAUCCCCAUGCGGGACUACGUGUGUGCCUGCACGGUCGGGUUUGUGGAUGAGACGCCCCUCGCUGACCUUUGCUAUGCAGAGGAAAGUGGAGGAGUAAGUUCUCUGGCCUUAGCACUGCUGCCCCGGGGCGGACAGAUCGCUCUGCUGCAGAUGGACGCCAGACUACAUCAGGAUCACUUAGAGUCUCUGAUCGAAGCUGCCAUGACAGCUUGUAAAGGAGUGAGCAAGGUGCUGGAUGAAGUGGUGCGACAACAUCUCCAAGAAGUUUCUGUGCUCUCUGGAGAGUGAUGCCGGGAGGAGGGGUGAACAUCUAGACUAGUUUUGGUUGCAGACUGGAAUGGAGAGAAAUGAUGGGAGAGUCUUGGGAGUGAAUGUUUUUUUUUUUUUUCAAGUAUUCAUGGCAAUUAUACUUUUGUUCAGUAUAUGUGUGUUGAAGCUAUAAAUAUGUCAACUCUGCAUUA
This is a messenger RNA of Perca flavescens (yellow perch), 992 nucleotides long. RefSeq names its product exosome component 4 (gene exosc4). Gene Ontology annotation, biological process: rRNA catabolic process; U4 snRNA 3'-end processing; poly(A)-dependent snoRNA 3'-end processing. The record is from RefSeq and is a predicted model, not a curated record. The coding region runs from base 82 to 819 and encodes 245 amino acids. Lineage: Eukaryota; Metazoa; Chordata; Actinopteri; Perciformes; Percidae. Gene Ontology annotation, molecular function: RNA binding. Gene Ontology annotation, cellular component: cytoplasmic exosome (RNase complex); nuclear exosome (RNase complex); nucleolus. The transcript is spliced from 3 exons.